This is a messenger RNA of Penicillium cinerascens, 2884 nucleotides long. RefSeq names its product M1 family metallopeptidase. Gene Ontology annotation, biological process: peptide catabolic process; proteolysis. Bases 1 to 2826 code for a protein of 941 amino acids. Gene Ontology annotation, molecular function: metalloaminopeptidase activity; peptide binding; zinc ion binding. NCBI's taxonomy places the organism in Eukaryota, Fungi, Ascomycota, Eurotiomycetes, Eurotiales, Aspergillaceae. Gene Ontology annotation, cellular component: cytoplasm. The record is from RefSeq and is a predicted model, not a curated record. The transcript has 3 exons.
AUGCGCCGCUUCUCCACGCGCGCGUUGCUUCAAGCAAAGCCACCGCUUCUAUCCGCCGUCAGAUCCCCCCUCCCCCUCUUUCUUUCCGCCCCUCGUUCAGCUCCGGCGAGAUCUACUAUUCACCCUCGUUCUCGUUAUACCCUCUCUCAGACCUCGAAGAGAUAUUGCUCCUACCGCAGAAUGUGUGGUUCUCGACGCGGCGAGGCCUCCGGCUCGACCAAUGUCCAAGGUCGUGAGGUCCUGCCUACCAAUGUCAAGCCGGUCCAUUACGACUUGACACUGGAGCCCAAUUUUGAGAAGUUCACCUACGAUGGAACCGUUGUCAUUGACCUCCAGGUCAACGAAGACACCGACUUCAUCUCCCUCAACUCCAAUGAAAUCGACAUUCACAGCGCAGUUGUUUCGUCCAAGGGUGCAGUGGUGGAAUCCAAGCCCGAGAUCUCGAUCAACAAGGAUAACCAGGUCGCAACCAUUAAGUUCAACCAGGCCAUCUCUGCUGGCUCCGAUGCCCAGCUGAAGCUCACCUUCACCGGUAUUCUGAACGACAAUAUGGCUGGAUUCUAUCGGUCAUCGUACAAGGUCAAUGGCGAGACCAAGUAUAUUGCCUCGACCCAGAUGGAGCCUACGGAUUGCCGUCGCGCGUUCCCUUGCUUUGACGAGCCCGCCCUCAAGGCCAAGUUCACUGUGACCCUGGUUGCCGAUAAGAGCAUGACCUGCCUGAGCAACAUGGACGUUGAAUCGGAGACCGAUGUUCAGGGUGGUGCGAAGAAGGCUGUCAAGUUCAGCACCUCGCCCCAGAUGUCCACCUACCUCGUUGCGUUCAUUGUUGGUCACCUCAACUACAUCGAGACCAAGAACUUCCGUGUGCCUGUUCGUGUGUAUGCUACGCCUGAUCAGGAUAUUGAACACGGCCGCUUCUCCUUAGAGCUUGCUGCCAAGACCCUGGCCUUCUACGAAAAGGCAUUUGACAACGACUUCCCCCUGCCGAAGAUGGACAUGGUGGCAGUGCCUGACUUCAGCGCAGGAGCUAUGGAGAACUGGGGUCUGAUCACCUACCGCAUUGUCGAUGUUCUGCUAGAUGAGAAGAAUAGCGGUGCUUCGCGCAAGGAGCGCAUCGCAGAGACUGUGCAGCACGAGUUGGCCCACCAGUGGUUCGGCAACCUAGUCACUAUGGACUUCUGGGAUGGCCUUUGGCUCAACGAGGGUUUCGCGACCUGGAUGUCGUGGUAUUCUUGCAACGUCUUCUACCCCGAGUGGAAGGUCUGGCAGACCUAUGUUAUCGAUAGCUUGCAGAGUGCCCUUUCGCUCGACUCGCUCCGCAGCAGUCACCCUAUCGAAGUUCCUGUUAAGCGUGCCGAUGAGAUUAACCAGAUCUUUGAUGCUAUCUCUUACUCCAAGGGCUCUUCCGUCCUCCGCAUGAUCUCCAAGUAUCUGGGUGAGGAUGUCUUCCUCCAGGGUGUUCGCAACUACAUUAAGAAGCACGCCUACGGCAACACCGAGACUGGCGACCUGUGGGCCGCGCUGGCUGAUGCUAGUGGCAAGCCCGUCCAGUCGGUCAUGGAUGUUUGGACCAAGAACGUCGGUUUCCCUGUCAUCAGUGUGACCGAAAACCCGGCUUCCUCUUCCAUCAACGUAAAGCAGAACCGUUUCCUGCGUACCGGUGACGUGAAGCCUGAGGAGGACAAGGUUCUCUACCCCUGCAUGCUGGGCCUACGUACCAAGGAUGGAGUUGAUGAGGACACCAUGCUCUCGGAGCGUGAGAAGGAGUUCAAGGUCCCUGACCUGGACUUCUACAAGCUCAAUGCUGAUCACUCUGCCAUCUACCGUACCUCCUACUCCCCUGAGCGCCUUAGCAAGCUCGGCAAGGCUGCUCGUGAUGGUCUCCUGUCUGUCGAAGACCGUGCUGGUAUGAUUGCCGACUCCGGUGCCCUUGCAGCCUCCGGCUACCAGAAAACUUCUGGUCUGCUGUCCCUGCUCCAGGGCCUGGACACCGAGUCCGAGUUCGUGGUGUGGAAUGAGAUCCUCACCCGUAUCGGCACCCUCCGAGCCGCCUGGAUCUUCGAGAACGACCAGAGCAAGGCUGCUCUCAAGGCCUUCCAGCGCUCGCUGGUGAGCUCCAAGGCUCACGAGCUUGGUUGGGACUUCUCCGAGAAGGAUGAUCACAUCCUGCAGCAGUUCAAGGCCCUCAUGUUCGGCUCCGCCGGCAUGGCCGAGGACCCCGUCGUCAUCAAGGCUGCCCAGGACAUGUUCGCCCGCUUCGCCGCUGGCGACGUCUCUGCUAUCCACCCCAACAUCCGCGGCAGCGUCUUCACCAUCGUGCUGAAGCACGGCGGCGCCAAGGAGUACGACGUUGUGCUCGACCGCUUCCGCAACGCACCAACAUCCGACGAGAAGACCACUGCUCUGCGCUGUCUCGGUACCGCUGAGGACCCGAAGCUCAUCCAACGUACUCUUGACCUGGCCGUGGGUGACGAGGUCAAGAACCAGGACAUCUACCAGCCCCUCGGCGGUCUUCGCAACCACACAGCAGGUAUCGAGACCCGCUGGACCUGGCUUAAGGAGAACUGGGAUGAGAUCUACAAGCGUCUUCCUCCCUCUCUCGGCAUGCUGGGUACCGUUGUGCAGCUGACUACCGCCAGCUUCUGCACUGAGGCCCAGCUCAAGGAUGUCAAGAACUUCUUCGACUCUAAGGAUACAAAGGGAUACGACCGCGCCGUCGAGCAGAGCCUCGACGCCAUCCGCGCCAAGGUCAACUGGCUCCAGCGUGACCGCGAGGAUGUCGAGACCUGGCUGAGCAAGAACCAGUAUCUCCAGAGCAAGCUGUAAAAAGCUUGUUUACGGCGCGACUGGGAGUUGAUGUUGAUGGAAGGCGGUAUUGUUUCGG